Seriola dumerili (greater amberjack) is the source of this 1806-nucleotide messenger RNA. It is a transcript of the gene tmem88b, whose product is annotated as transmembrane protein 88-like. Gene Ontology annotation, cellular component: plasma membrane. The record is from RefSeq and is a predicted model, not a curated record. Gene Ontology annotation, molecular function: PDZ domain binding. NCBI's taxonomy places the organism in Eukaryota, Metazoa, Chordata, Actinopteri, Carangiformes, Carangidae. The transcript is spliced from 3 exons. The coding region runs from base 460 to 1146 and encodes 228 amino acids.
AUUGUUAGUUGAACUGCUUUCAGCAGCCGAGGAAGCAGCACCUCUACGCUACAACUUCAUCACAGCAGAACAGGAAUUGGAUGUUGCAUGUGGAAAAGAAAACAGACACUAUCAGCUCCACUGACAACUCUGGAUAGUGGAGAGAAAAAGCAGCAGGAGAGCAGAGCUGCAGGAAGCCAACAUACCAGCAUACCACUACUAAAUAGAUAACACACCAAAAGCUCUUUCAAACCUCACACGAGGAAGGGGGGGAAACGUAACCCUGUUCCUAGACAGAGGAGUCGAGAGUUGAAGGCACAAAAGGGGAAACUAAGAGAGCUUUAUUGAAGUGUGAGGGGGAAAACGUGUGUUUGGUGGACUGACCGGACAGAAGUGGUCUUGAGACGAGGUGAGAAUAGCAGCAACAAUCUGGAGGAGGAACAGCAAGAGGUCCACCGGGCCCCACAGCACAAUUUCACUAUGAGUAUGACUGGUACUCUGGAGAAGGGGGCCCAUCACCAGGUCUUGGACCUGUCUGAGGAACUGCCGCCUCAUCACCACCAUCAUCAUCACACCAACCACCACCAGCAUCUCCACCACUCCAACUCUCUGGCCUCCACCAUGGCUGUGGGUGGAGGGAGAGAGACACCUUCACGUGUGGUCGUACCUCCUCCUUAUUCUGCAGCUGAGAGUGGUGGUGGGGGCAGUGAAGCUCCUCUGGAGCUGAGGGGGUCCCUGGACUGCUGGGCAUGCUCCGUACUGGUGACGGCUCAGAACCUGGUGAUCGCCACGAUCAACGCCUGCCUUGCUGGACUGGUGUUUGGUACCAUCCUGACGCCAGCGACUGUCAUGGUGGUGUUUGGCUUCCUCUGCCACUCUACAGUCCGCCCUCAUGGGACAACCCCCUACUGCUCAGACCUUCUGACUGAUGGAGGUUGUGUGGCUCUACUGGUGGUAGGCUUCCUCUUGGUGACCCCUCUGCUGGUCCUGGCACUGGCUGCAUACUGUCGCUUGGCCCGACACCUCCAGCUGGGCUUGUGCUUCAUCCCAUACAGCAGGGCCGUGUACAAGAACCUGCCAGCCGCCCAGCACCGUGGCUUGGGCGCUGGCUGCUGCAGUGGCCGAGAUGGAGCAGACGGCAGCGGGAAGGGAAAGGUCUGGGUGUGAGAGACGAAAGAUAGAAGUGAAGAAGACCAUUAGAUGAAGUAUAUACAGGGAAUUGAACAAAAGGGUGGGUGUAGGGAUUGUAGGGGUUGAGGAAGAAAAGGCAAAUGUAAAAACAGCAAAAUGCGUACCAGAGAAUGGAGGACAAGCUACGUUCUUAUGAAUAAUUACUACUAUCUACUAUACUAACUGAUGUUAAAGCAUGGGAGCUUUAACAUCAGUGAACAAUUAUUCACUGCUAGGAAAAACUGAACACACUGUACUAAGGAAUUGUGUUUGCUGGUAUUAUUCCACUGGACAUAUUGGCUAUUUUAAAACUUUCAAGUCAGUAACUUACAGCAAGAUCCAAUUAGCCAUUACUUAAAACACACAAAAGGUGCCUGAUAAAAUCUUAUUGCUGGGGUUAAAGAAAAGAACAAAUUGGAUGUACACAAGUGUUGUUAUAAAAAUGUAAAGCGUCUUAUCUGACCUGUAUAUGACCUUAAAUUUCCUGAAUAAAACAAAAGGAAAUAGGAAAACAGCACAUCUCACAAAGGAAGUAUUAACACUAAACAUAAUUGUACCUCAUCACUGUUAUUAUGUCUAUAGUAGUUUUCUGUGAAGCAAACUGUGACUGCAAUUUCUUUAAUUCUUUGCUUUUUAUAAAUAAAGUUUUUGGAUUCA